Molecule: messenger RNA, 450 nt
Organism: Mycena indigotica
Lineage: Eukaryota; Fungi; Basidiomycota; Agaricomycetes; Agaricales; Mycenaceae
Exons: 2
Coding region: 1-450 (149 amino acids)
Source: RefSeq, a predicted model, not a curated record
AUGUUCCAGUCGAAGGCACCGCAGCGCAACCGUAACAUUUCCUUGGAGACCAUUGCGUCCAGCCUUGCCACCCUUACAAAUAAAGUGGACAACCUCCAAGCAGCCGUCGAGAUCCUCAGGGCUGAGAUGAAGAUGGUGCAAGCGGAUAUCGAGAAGGGUCAGGACGACACGAAGAAGGUCAACAGCACUAUACGCUCGAUGCAAACCCAGCACAAGGACAUCACCGAGGAGUUGAAAGAGAUCGCGGUCCAGAUAGGGGGUAUAUAUCGCACUGUCGCGCUCGCUCUGGGUGGCCGGGCUUCCGCGUUUCCCGCAAUCUCCAUCGGCCUUAUGCGCUCCUUCUGGAGCCAGAACUCGUCCCCCACCUCGACCCAUUUCCAUUCCGCUGAGUCCAGCGAGGAUUCCGGCUCCCGCCCCCCCGAAGAGUCGAACUCGGAGCUCGACUCCUAA